AUGAUGAGAUUGUCCUUUGCUUUCGCAAAAAUUAGCCACCUCUCGUCAGAGUCGCAAGCAGAAAAUGAAACGGAAAUCUUCGACAUCUUCACUACGGACGAUAACGUCAUUCUUUUUGCCGAGGAACACAGUGAAAACUAUCAACAUCAACAGCACAAUGACGACAAGGUAAAUGAGCAACGAGAACUUGCGCCUCAAAGACGAGAGCGAGAAGUCGUUCGCAAUCGAUUGAGGGCUUCUAGGAGACGUACGGCUAUUCUGUACACAUUGGCGCCAAGGAUCAAUAUCCCUGGCGCAGCGUGGGGAAUCCUAAAAAGCUCUGCCGGCUUGCGUGGGCACCGCCAGCAUGUACUGGGGAAACCUAAGCACAUCAAGCAGAUGAUUGUGACUUUGCUGCGUAAAUUUCGGGUUGCUGACAAUCCUAGGAAGUUUGCUUUGUAUGAGUGCAGCUAUGAGAGUGACGAGGAGACGCCGACUCUGCUCAGUAAGUCUAACAACAAAGAUAGAUACAGAUAG
This is a messenger RNA of Strongylus vulgaris, 516 nucleotides long. The record is from the annotation of a GenBank genome assembly. Lineage: Eukaryota; Metazoa; Nematoda; Chromadorea; Rhabditida; Strongylidae.